AUGAAACUACAGAUCCUGCUCCUGGCUGGGCUGCUGGUUGCAUCCUGCUGCUCGGCGGCCGACAUCCUCAUGAUAACGAUGGGCGGCACUAAAUCGCACAAGAUCCCGUUCUGGGAACUGGCAAAGGGACUCGUGCCAAGGGGUCACAACAUUACGUUUCUGAACGGAUUUCCGGCGGAUUUCACACUGCACGGCCUGCAGGAGGUAACGCCAUCCGGGCUGGUGGAGUACAUUCGCAACUACACCAACUGGGAUCUGCUUGGGGCGCGUAUGCGAGGCGACUUGCCGUUGUCGGUUUGGGACGUUUUUCGGUAUCCGUGGCAGAUUUGCGAUGCCACGCUGGAGGACAAGGAAACGAUGGACCUGCUGGGGCGCAAAUUUGAUCUGCUAAUCCUGGACGGUGCCUUCCCUGAGUGUGCCCUGGGCCUGGUGUAUCGACUCGGCGUGCCGUUCAUGUACAUCAACACGGUCGGCUUCUACACGGGCACCAUGGCCCUGGCUGGCAACCCAACACCGUACUCAACGACGCCGGUGUUCUACCGGCCGCUCACCGACGACAUGAACUUCCUGGAGCGGGUGUCCAACACCGUGUGCAGAAUGGUUGCCGAAACGCUGCUUGUGCCUACCAUGAUGAUGGUGCAGCAUAUGGUUCGCCGCCAUCUAGGCUCGGACGUUCCGAGCAUCUGGGAAUUGGGCCGGAACGUGAGCUUCAUCUUGCAGAACGGCCAGGCCACCGUCACCUAUCCGAGGCCACUCCUGCCGAACGUGGCAGAAAUUGCGUGCAUCCACUGUAAGCCGGCUGUGGCGCUUCCGAAGGACUUGGAGGACUUUAUCGCUGGAGCGGGUGAAUCCGGCUUCAUCUACGUGUCGAUGGGUUCGUCCGUGAAGGCGGCCAACAUGCCGGACCACCUCCGCAAGCUGCUAAUACAGACAUUCGCCCGUUUGCCGUACCGAGUCCUGUGGAAGUACGAAGCCAGCCCGGCAUUGCUGACGGACCUUCCGGCGAAUGUCAGAAUCGGUCGGUGGCUGCCGCAGCAGGACCUUCUCGGCCAUCGCAAGCUACGCGCCUUCGUGACGCACGGUGGGUUGCUCAGCAUGUUCGAAACGGUCUUCCACGGAGUGCCGGUAGUAACGAUGCCCGUGUUCUGCGACCAUGACGCGAAUGCGGCCAAAGCGUCCACCGAUGGGUACGCGCUCAAGGUGGAUCUCGAGACGCUUACCACCGAAAAGCUGGUGCGGGCGAUCCAUAAAGUCAUCCACGAUCCCAAGUACCGCAAAGAGGCCAAACGCCGGCAGAUUUUGUUGAAGGACCAAAGAUCUACGCCUCUCGAGACGGCCAUCUACUGGACGGAGUACGUCAUCCGACACAAUGGCGCAUACCAUCUACAGUCACCGGCGCGAAACUUAAACUUCCUUCAAUACUAUUGCAUAGAUCAGAUACUGUUCUUCCUCGCAGUGGUCUAUCUAAUGCGAGCAUUGACCCGAUUGUACCUCAGUCCGAAAAUAGUUCAGCUGACCAAGGAAAAGCUACACUGA
Messenger RNA from Anopheles coustani, 1536 nucleotides. RefSeq names its product UDP-glucosyltransferase 2 (gene Ugt50B3). The transcript has 6 exons. Gene Ontology annotation, molecular function: UDP-glycosyltransferase activity. The record is from RefSeq and is a predicted model, not a curated record. Bases 1 to 1536 code for a protein of 511 amino acids. Lineage: Eukaryota; Metazoa; Arthropoda; Insecta; Diptera; Culicidae.